Messenger RNA from Linum tenue, 1791 nucleotides. The record is from the annotation of a GenBank genome assembly. NCBI's taxonomy places the organism in Eukaryota, Viridiplantae, Streptophyta, Magnoliopsida, Malpighiales, Linaceae.
GCCUAGUUGAUCUCAUCCAGUUGGUGUUUUCUCUCUCUAUCUCCGCAGUUCCCGGUUUCCAUUCUUUCUGUCCCUCUGUUUAGUGUUUACGAAGGGGGCGCGAGGAGAGAGAGAGAGAGAGAGAGAUGCCGAAAAGCUGAACGCAGCGAGCCAACCGAGAAACAGAAAUACCCGUUGUAAAUACCGAAGCUAUAACGCCAUUAACCAAUAACAAUGGCUGCCUGCUGAAACUCCGUCGACCAUCUCCGUCUCCGACGCGAUUACGCUCCGCCUCCUUCCCCCAAAACAUCGAAGAUUCGCGCUCCCCGCACAUUUUGCAACCCUCACCUAUCGGGAUUUCACCGCCUCCUCUCCUUGUUCUCGGGUUAUUUUGGUAUUUGGGUCUCUUGAUUGCUCAUCAGACCCCGAAAUCCUUAAAAGGCCCCUCAGAUGGUUGAAACACAUUUGGUUGUACUGUGAGCCCAUAGGCAUUAAGGUCAUAUAUUGAGAUGGAACCACGUACAAAAGAAGCUUCCCCUACUGUGAAAGCGGAGGCAGGCGAAGACACUACUCCUAGCUUCAAAGAUUAUGUCCAUCAAGCCAUUCAAAGGAUCAUUGAUAUUUCUUCUUCCUCAGAGGAGGAUGACUCUGAUGAGCCUCAAGAGGAUGUGGAGGAUAGCCAAGUUCAGGAAAAUCAUGCCAACAAACAGCUAGUGCUCUAUGAUCCUGGUGCAAGCAGUAAUAACAGCGAGCUUGACACGAAUCCUCAACCAAUUCAGAGCAGAGCCCCAAUGAUUACAAGAUAUACCCCUCGAGUUAUGCCUAAAGUUUUGCCAUCUGUAGGUGCUUUCACAGUUCAAUGUGCCAAGUGUUUCAAGUGGAGGCUCAUCCCAAGAAAGGAGAAAUACGAAGAAAUACGCGAACAUAUACUGGAAAGACCGUUUUAUUGUGAAGCAGCUAGAGAAUGGAGGCCUAACGUAUCAUGUGAUGAUCCAGAGGACAUUUCCCAAGAUAGCGGCAGGCUCUGGGCAAUUGACAAACCGAAUAUUGCCCAGCCACCUCCGGGAUGGCAACGGUUACUACACAUCAGGGGCGAAGGCAGUACCAAGUUUGCUGAUGUGUACUACAUGGCACCCUCUGGAAAGAAACUUCGCUCUUUCGUUGAGGUACAAAAGUACUUGGCUGAUCACCCUGAAUUUGCCGAAGGAUUAUCCAUGUCGCAAUUUUCAUUCCAAACUCCAAAACCUUUGCAAGAAAACUAUGUGAGGAAGCGUCCUCGUUUACCCCCUCAAACUGAUAAUCCCAGACUUCUACCACCAACGGAAGUGACUCCUCUCUCAAUGGUUCGUCCAGAGAAUUAUGUAGAUCUGCAGCUUGGUAUGCCGCCGCUCUUGCCUCAGGAACCUGCUUCUGAUUCUGCUGGUCAACCAGCAAAGAAGCCAAGAGCUUUCUGGAAAGACAUGUACUGUGAUGAAAGUUCAGUUUAUAACAACCAAUGUCAGCCAACGGUAGGAGAGCCAAGUCAAUCUGUAAAUGAUGGUUUGAGUCUUUGAACUCUUUCCUCCACAGAAAUCCUUGCAUGCCUUGGUUACAAUAUUUUUUGUUCACAGGCUUUAUCUUUUGUUUACUGGAACGAAAGAAACCUAUAUCCGAGCCCAGGAAGGCACGGGGUCAGCCUGUGAAGCAUAGAUUGUAUUGUUUAGUGUUUGUGGAAAUAUAUAGUUUGUAUUCUCUGUCAAAUCUCUAUCAUCUUCUCUCUGAACUUUCUUUCUCUACAAGCCUGCAACUUUCUACCAUUCCAUGCCCAGUUGC